Messenger RNA from Pimephales promelas (fathead minnow), 3132 nucleotides. RefSeq names its product MYCL proto-oncogene, bHLH transcription factor b (gene myclb). Gene Ontology annotation, molecular function: DNA-binding transcription factor activity; protein dimerization activity. Lineage: Eukaryota; Metazoa; Chordata; Actinopteri; Cypriniformes; Leuciscidae. Gene Ontology annotation, biological process: regulation of DNA-templated transcription. The record is from RefSeq and is a predicted model, not a curated record.
GGUACUCGUUUCAGGUGUCCAUACUAGUGAGCGAAAGCCGCGGCUAGAGAAGGGUUCACACAUCGCUAUAAAGGGAGCAGACUCAGAGAGAAGCGAAGUUUACAUGAAUAGGCGGACCGCAAAUGAGCAAACAUCCUCGCAACUUAACUUAUAAACUACAGCCGGAUAAUACAAAACCCACGCCUGGAAAACGAACACAAGACAGGAUUAUUCAACACACCGCUUACGACGCUUUCCUAACUUGUUGACAUGAAAGGCUUUUUUGCAAAACAUUUGUCUGGAGCUCACCGGUGAACUGCAACACCUAUUUUCGUGUCUCAAAUGACAUGCAAUACUGACUCUCGGCUCCUGUAUUACGAUCUUGAUCUCUAAAGAGGACACCAAUGCCAGGAAUCACCGCAAACGCAUCGCGAAAUAAAAAGUGGGAGAUGGAGGAAAACGACCAAUAUCAACACUACUUCUACGACGACCACAACUUGGACGAGGACUUUUUCAAAUCAACCGCACCAAGCGAAGACAUUUGGAAGAAAUUCGAGCUCGUGCCAACCCCGCCCAUGUCGCCUGUCAGGAUACUGGAAGGUACCGGUCCAUCUCCAGGGGACAGAUUAGAGUGGGUGUCCCAGUUUUUGGGGCAGGACGACGAGCAGGAGGGACACUGCAAACUCAACGCGAAGGAGACUCUGGAGAACUUGAGCUCCAUCAUUAUUCAGGACUGUAUGUGGAGCAGUUUCUCCGCCACCCAGCAGCUGGAGAAAGUUGUCAGCGAGCGUUUGUCCUGCUCGGCUCAGUCGAAACUCUCCAGCAAAGCGCAGUGCGUCCCAGUGGACGCUCCUGUUCUCAACAGCUUCGCGACAGAUUGCGUGGAUCCAGCAGCUGUCCUUACUUUCCCCCUGACCAGCAGCUGCAAGAAACAGGUGUCGUCCGGGUCGGAAUCUCGCACCGACUCCUCGGAUGAUGAAGAGAUCGACGUUGUAACGGUGGAGCAUAAGCAGAACAAGUCGCGCUUGGUGAACGCCCGCAAACCGGUGACCAUUACUGUUCAUGCAGACCCUUAUGACCCUUGCAUGAAGCGUUUCCACAUCUCCAUUCACCAGCAACAGCACAACUAUGCUGCCCGCUCGCCCGACAGUUAUCCUGAAGAGGAGCCGCCUCGCAAGAAGAUCAGGCAAGAGACCUUGCAGCCACGAAUGAGUUCCCCACCCCAGACCCCUGAAAGAAACCACCCCCUACCUUCUCCCCCAGUCCCCGCCCAAUCCCAGACUGUGUCCGCUUCUCCAACGCACUCAUCCUACCACUUCAAAUCCCAACCAUCCAGCCCUCAGAGUUCAGACUGUGAGGACACGGACAAACGUAAGACGCACAACUACUUGGAGCGGAAGAGACGCAAUGACCUACGCUCGCGCUUUCUCGCCUUACGGGAUGAAAUCCCAGGCCUUGCUGACUGUCCAAAGACACCCAAAGUUGUGAUCUUGACCAAGGCCACGGAAUACCUGCGAACGCUGCAUGUCGGCGACAAACAUAAGGCCCAGGAGAAGAAGCAGCUGAAAAGCAGGCAACAGCAGUUACUACGGAGACUCGCUGAACUGAAACGUGCAUAAACCUUCAUAGUCCAGCCUUGAUUUCAAUAGGAACUUUGUAGAGCUGUGUGUGUUUUCUUUUUUUUUGUUGUUGUUUUUUUUCCAAGUUCCACGUUGGGAUAUUUAAUGGAAUGGACACUAUUUUGAGAUUAGUUCUUCAGUUUUCGUUCUUUGCACAUUUGCCUUCGCAACUGGGGGAGGGGGACGUACUUGUGGAAACUGCGGUACUGGUGUUCUCAAGUGGACCCUAAUAAGUUUCAAACAAUUUUUCCAAAGAGGGUCAUUAUUUCUGACAUUUUCAUUAGAAAUGUACCGAUUUAGACCCUGAAUGUGUGUUCUCUUAAAUUUUCUCGCAAAAGCUAAAGUAUUUUGGCGGGGAAGUAUUAUUUAAUUGAAUUAGCAUGCCAAAUUAGGCGUUAUUUGAAAUGUAGCAAUUUAUAUGCACGUGUAAUUGAUCUCCUAAACCGUCAUGGUUUUUUUUUGUUUUGUGGCAGAAUCUAGAAUUCAUCUGGUUUAAGAUAUUUAAGUGUCUUUGAUCCGUGUAACUUCUCCGUUAAUAGGGUUUUUGUUACCUAAAUUAACCUAAAUUUUAGGAGAGCUGUGUGCCACCAUUGCCACAUGAUGACAGUGUAAGUUUAACAGACAGGAAGUUGCAUCACUGUUACUUUUGUUAUAUUGAGUUUGUUCCUUUUGUUAUUGUAUAUAUUUUUCUUAUCUUGAACAUUCAGGACACUGUCCAGCACAGCCUUUCAGUGUAUAUAAACUGUGGCAAAUUCUUUGGACAUAUGUAUAUAAUAGUAGUGAUGUACAGGACAUUGUGUUUCGAACCUGAAAAUCAGCACUGUUAAUAGACUUUAUUUUCUAUUUUUCUGUCAUUUGUCCUAAACCUUGGUUGGCCCACCUGCCUUCCCUAGAGUAUCUCAAAGUUUCUAUUUUUGUUAAGAAAAGUUUUUAAAAAAUUCAAAAAGUUAAAUAAAACGACACUAUCAACAUUUCAUUUUCAUCACUAGCCACUUUAUGCUGUUUUCACUGCCUGUUCCCUUGCGUUCUGAAAUUUCUUUGGCUUAAUAUCGCUCUUGUGGCAGAAAGAGAAUGCUGAAAGAAUUUUGUACUAAUUAUAUUUUCUUACAGAAUUGAUUGUAUCAUUAUUUGAUUUCUAUUUAAAUAUAAAGUUGCACUGGUGGCAUAUGCUUGCUUAUCUCCCAAUAUGACCAUCAGAAAUUUAUGCACACUGUUAUUCAUGCCUAAGAAUGUUAACGGUCAUGUGUUCACAGCAAUCAUUGUGACUUAUGUUUGUUCGUUCUGCUUUGAAAUUGUAUGGCAAAAAGGGUAAAUUACUAUGAGAAAUUGACAGUACUUGAUAACCAGGGUGCAUAUGCCACCAGGAUUUGUUUUUUUGUUUUGUUUUUUUUUCUCUUUUGCCCCUUGUCAUCAGGUGUCAUACUGGGAAAAGAAUGGCAACAGCAUUGUUUAAGCACUUUGUGUUCUGUACCUCAUAAGCUUAUAUACAUAAACUCAAAAUUGGGUAAACAAUAAAUAAAUUCAGUUCAAAUCA